GAGUCCCAGACUAAGCGCAUUAUUGUACAUACAGUGGACUCCACUCGACUUCUCUUGUAGUCUGCAUCUGCAAUCUACAUCUCUAGUUGCAAAGAUCUGGGGCCGCAAUGGCGACUCCUACACCGGAAGCCAUUGAAAACUUCAUGAGAAUCACCGGAUCUUCCCAGUUCGUCGCUAUUCGGAAGUUGGAGGAGUAUGGAGGCAAUCUUAAUGAAGCUGUCAAUGCUCAUUUCAUUGAAGGGGAUAAACACAUCAUGGGGCAAAAUCUUACUGCUGGUCCGCAGUAUAAUCACAUGGAUGUAAAUAAUCAAAACCAUGCCGGAUCAUGUGGACUUUUGCCUUUACUCUCUGCUGCGAGAAGGUUUCGACCUUCACUACUACUUGACUCAAAUUAUAGGAGAGAACUGAGGGACCUGUAUAACAGGAUUAGCGCUCCUCCCCAUAACGGUCAUGCACCAUAUGCUUCACACCCAGGAGAAGUGAGGGGAGUUCCUGUGGGGAUCAAUAGUACAUAUGAGCAAUCCCAUUAUUCAGGAUUGAGCUCUUCAAGUGUAGACGUGACGGGAAAUCCCUUAUCAUAUGGUCAAGGAAUUUAUGGGGCAAAUGAAUUUCAAAGCAAUUUGAACUUAACUCAGCCAAAUUUCUCACACAUACCAAAUAAUGCUACAGAGGAGGCAAUGAUUCAAGCUGCAAUCGAGGCUUCAAAGUUGGAGAUCAAAGAGAGUGCUUCAAGGAGGCAAUUGGGCACUCUUAAUGAUUUAGUAGAUGGUAGGCUUCCCCAAAGUAUCAUUCACCAAGAAGAUGAAGAUUUAGCUCGUGCAAUUUCAUUGUCCUUGAAGAUGGCAGAGCAAGAGCAAGCAAUGUAUGAACAUAUGGCAAAACUAGAAAAUGAAAGACUAGGAGGAGUACAUGAUAGGCCAACCAUGAGAGAGAAUGCCAACAUGAGUGGAUGGCAGCCAGGAACCUCAUCCAACAGAGGUGGAACCCAAAAUGUGGCACAGCCUGUGAUGGGUGCUCCAUUGAGCGGCACUGCUGGUAGUCAUCUUCAGGGCAAUGAAGAUGUACUUAUCACUGAAGAGUGGGGUAAUAUGUCAUCUGAAGAGCUUAAUGAAGCAGUUUUGCUUGAGACUGCAAUCUUUGGUGAUACGCCUGAUCACACUUCACAGAAUGUGUCACCUUUCCCUGAUCUGCAACGUUGUCCAGAAGGAAUUGUGGAUCCUAAUGUGCAGUUUUCCCCAACUGCAGCAUCACUGUCAUUAACAGCAACUCGGUUGCUAAGAGAACAACAGGAUGCUGAGUAUCAAGCAUCACUGCUGGCUGAUAAACAAAAGGAGUUGAAUGCUCUAAGACAAGUUGAAACUCAGCGCUUAAAGGGAGAAGAAUCAUGCAAGAAGCUUGAAAGGAAGGAGGAGAAAAUGUUUGGUAAGAAAGAAACUUUUCUUCCUGAGGAACCCCCCAUCGAUGAUGAGAAUGCAAUUACUAUUGUCAUUCGAAUGCCAGAUGGUAGUCGGCAUGGGCGUCGAUUUCUUAAGACUGACAAGCUUAAGCUUAUUUUUGAUUUCAUAGAAAUUGGCGCAGAACUGAAGCCUGGCACCUAUAGAAUUGUGAAGUCAUACCCCCGACAAUCUUUCAGUAUGGAUGAUGGCUCAUUUGCCUUGAGUAAAGUAGGCCUGACCAGCAGGCAUGAAGCAUUGUUUCUGGAAUUAAUUUAGAUUUACAUGUUCCUGUACCAAUCAAUCCACGUUCGUAGAUGACACCGAGGGUAUUAAUAUCAGCCUCGACAGGGACGAUGUUCAUGACCCACACUGGA
Molecule: messenger RNA, 1810 nt
Organism: Neltuma alba
Lineage: Eukaryota; Viridiplantae; Streptophyta; Magnoliopsida; Fabales; Fabaceae
Product: plant UBX domain-containing protein 9
Exons: 12
Coding region: 108-1712 (534 amino acids)
Molecular function (GO): ubiquitin binding
Source: RefSeq, a predicted model, not a curated record